CUCACUUAUGCUCGGUUUAUUUUUUUCCCCGUUUUUUAAUCAUUUGUAUUUCAUUUUGUAAAGUUUCUAUUGCUAUAUCUUCAAGUUCAGUUCUGCAUCUCCUUAUCUGUCGAUUCUAUCAAGUGUAAUUUUCAUCUUGGAUUUUGUAGUUUUAACCUCUAGACAUGCUACUUAGAUCUUUUUUAUAUCUUCCAUAUCACUCCUUAACAUGCUUUUGCUUUUGACUACUUUCUUGAGCAUAUGAAUUAUAUUUACAAUAACUGUUUUAAUGUCUUUGUGUACUAAUUCUGUUACCUCUGUCUUUUCUGAGUCUGCGUCUAUUGGUUGAUAUUUUUAUUCAUUACAGGUUGUGUUUUGCUGCAUUUUUGCAUACCUAGUAAUUUUUAAAUGCAUGCCAGACAUUGUGAAUUUUAUCUUUUUUGGAUGCUGAAUAAUUUUGUGUUGUUUUAAAUAUUCUUGAGGUUUGUUCAGGGACACAGUUAAGUUACUUGCAGACUAUUUGAUUGUUGUAAGACUUUUAAGCUUUGUACAGGACCAGAGGAGACUUUAGUAUGGGUCUAAUUUUUCCCCACUACUGAUACAAUACCCGAGUGUUCUGUCUGAUGCUGUGUAUAUUUAAGAGGUUUUCCACCGCUGGGGAGGAACACGAACUAUUUUAGGCCCUAUGUAAACAACAGGGGUUUUUCCACGUACCUUUUUCAGGUGGUUCUUUCCCCAGCUUCAGGUUGUUUCCUCAUAUUCAUGUGCUGAUCUGUACUUAACACUCAAGGAAAGCCCUCUACAGAUCUUUGGAGUGCUCUCUGUAGCUCUCUGGUACUCUGCCCUGCAAAUUCUCACCUCCUUUGAUUGGCACCUCUGCCUCUUGAACUCAGGGAGACUGCUAGGCUCUGUCUCUGUCCGCCUGCCUGCACUGCAGCUGGAAGCUCUCCAGGCAGUAGCUCAGGCAGUCAGUCAUAAGGCUCACCUCAUUAGUUUUCCCUCUGUCACAGAUUACUUUCCUUAGUAUCUGUUGUCUAGUGUCUGAAAUCACUUCUUUCAUUUAUUUUUUCCAGUAUUUUAGUUGUCUAAGGCAGGAGGGUAAAUCUGGUUCUUGUUACUUCAUCAUUGCCAGAAGUGAAAGUCUUAGGCGUACAUUCUGCGUCUCUGAUGUGCCAUUCUUUUUACCCAGACCUAGAAUAAUUUUUCUUUCCUAAUUGAUUUUGAACUCCAGUUAUUUCUUCAGAUUUCAAGUUAGAUGGACCUCACUUACAGGCUUCCAUGACUUCCAAUGAUAAUUACUUUCUCUUUAUUCCAUGUUACCAUAGUUUUGGUAUUUAUGUAUAUUGUACUAAAUAAUAUUGCAGAAUCAUUUAUUUGUCUUUCUCUGUAGCACUUCAUAUACUUUCUACUAAGUAUUUUAUAUAUUCUAUCUUACUUAAUUUUAUCUUCAGAAUACCCAUAUGAGGUUGUUAACUACUGUGAUCUGUGCACAGUGAAUCUCAAGCCAGUACCUGGCUUGAAAAUAGGUACUUAGUAAAUAUAUGAAUGCGUAAUGAAGAUAAUUGAAGUAUAUCUAGAAGAAAGAGAUUAGAGUCUUGAAGGGGACUCAAAAUGAUGUAAUGUUUAGAAUUGUUUAAGGAACUGGAGAAGCUUAGCCUGGACAAAGAGGACUCUGGAACCUGAAUACCAUCUUCAAAUGUUUUGAGGGGCUGUCUCAUCGAAGAGGGAUUAGACUAGUUCCUUAUGGCCCCAAGGAGGUAAAAUUAGGACUACCAGGUGAAAACUAUAGGGAGAUAUUAUACCUUCAUAAAAGGAGAAUUUUUGAUAGGGCUCUCUAAAACUAGAGUGGAUUGCCUUGGUAAUUUCUUUUUGAUGAAUACAUUCCCUACUAUGCUGCUCGUCCACUUCAUAGCUGUAAUAUAACAAUGCUGAACUUGAAGUUAUACUCUCAGCUCUUUAUAUUGUUUACUAACACAAUUCAAAAUGUCUCAUGCAUUGCCUGGCACAGAGUGGACACUUAAUUAGUACUCUUCCCCUUGGUGGACAAACAUUAGAAAAGUAAAUGAUUUAGAUGACUGCCGAGAAUCUGAGAUUGUAUGAUUCUUUGGGAAACCUUGGUUCAUAUAUCUUAAUUUUAUUAUUUCCUUUAUAUUUUCUUUUUGUCAUUUAUAACCACAUUUAUGUAAUGAUUAUUCAUUAUUUGCUUAAGUAAUCUUAAAAAUAAUUCAUUAGAAGGAUAAGACUGAGAAGAACUUAUUUUUAACAUAGGUUUGUGGCUGUGAAUAUAGAAAAAUGAAUUCAAAUCCUCUACUCGAAUAGCAUAAAAAUGUUAUUCUUGUGUGCCAUUUCAAUCCUUUUAUUAAUUCAACAGAUUGUUAUUAUGUGCCUAUGAUGUGCCAGCCUAUGUUAGUCACUGGGGAUACAGUGGUAAAUAAGGCAAAGGCCCUGCCUCAAGGAAUCUGCAAUCUCCUAGGAAAGAUAAACAGUGAAAAUAAACUGUGAUGAGUGUUACAGUAGAUUGAAUGUAGAGUGUUAUGGAUGUACGUAAAAAUUGAGAUUCAGCACUAUCUUGAGAAAGAAUGGGGGAUAAGCAGAAGCAUCAUGGGGGAAAGUGCAUAUAUAAGCUGAGAGCUGAAGGAUGAGUAGGAGUUAUUAAGGCGUAAAAGAUGGGAGAGAGGAAUACUUCAGACUAAGGUCUAAAGGCCAAAGAGAACAUACCACAUUUGGGCAAUUGGAAACAUUUAGUCAUGUAGUGCACUUGGAGCAUGGAGUUUGAUACCGGUGUGGCAGAAGAUGAGACUAAAGAGGUAAGCAGGGACUAGAUUACAAAUGGUCUUAUGACUCAUAUUAAGGAGUUUAGACCCUAUCCUAAGGAAAAUGGGUAACCACUGAGGUUUUUAAAGUAGGAGAAUAAUUUGACCAGAUUUUUACUUUAGAAAGAAGCACAGUGAUGAUUAUCUUUCUUAGUAAGAAGUUAAAUAAGUAAUAUAUAAAACUGAAAAAUCAAGAAAUAGAAGUAUAAACUUGUUAUUUAGAAAUAAAGGGGAAAAUAUUAGAAGAAAUAGCUAAAAGAAUUGAGAGUAGUUGUCCUUGGGGAGUGGGAAUCAGUACGGAAGAGUUAGGGCAGUGGACUAAUGUUUUUCUCUUUAUAAACCUGGUAGAAUGAUUUAACUUUCUUAAUCUACAUGCAGUGUAGCAUAGUUGUUAAGAAUAUGGAUGGUAAGGCCAGGCUGCCUGGAUGAAAUCUUGCCUCUACUGCCUGUAAGUUACUUAAUUUCUCUGUGCAUAAGUUUUCCUAUCUUUAAAAACAGGAAUAAUAAUACUAAUAGAACUAAUGAAGGGUUUGUGAGCAUUAAGUGAGUUAAUACAUGUACAGUGCUUAAGACAGUGUGUGGUACAUAAUAAACACUGAAAAAGUGUUGUUAUUAUUACAAACCAGGCACUCUUAAGUACUGGAAAUACAAGGAAAAAUAGACAAAUUUACAGUCAUGGGGAAGAUUUUAGUAAUCAAGAGAACAAGCAAAGAAUCAUCACAGUAUAGAAGAUUUAAUCAACAUGAUUAUUAAAAUUAUUCUAAUGCACAUAUGAAGAACAUUGUACCCAACAACUGUAGAAUACACAUUCUUUUCAAGAACACAUGGCACAUUUGUAAAAUUGACUGAAGAAAUUCUCAAAUCAUACAGAUCAUGAUGUGUAUUCAGAAGGCAUUUAAGCCAGAAAUCAACACAAAGGUUAACUAAAAUAUUCCCUAUAUAAUUAUAAACAUAAAAGUACACUUCAGAUUAACCCAAUAUUAAAAUAUUAAUCAUAAUUGAAGUUAGAAAAUAAUAAUGAAAGUGCUACAUAUCAAAACUUGGAAUGCUGUUAAAGAAUAGUAAAAGUUUCACACGUGUAUUUUAGGAAAGAAAUAAAGGCAGUAAGACUGUAUAACACACUGGUCCAUACUUAACCAUAAUCGAUUUUCAGAAAAUGUUUGAUGAAUAAAUCAGUUUUUUUACUUUCUGAAACAGAAAUAUGAAGUACUAAUAUAAAAAGAAAAGUCUAAGUUUUGUCGUAUUUUGUAGGGAAUAUGAAAGGAAAUAAAGAUAGCUUAUGUUUAUAUAGUUUCUUCUGACUAGAGAAGAAACUGCUUUUUAGACUUUUAUAUUGAAUAUGAUAAGCUAAAAUAGAAAUUAGACAAAUUUUUUGUGUAUUAAACAAGUGUGUGUAUGUGUGUGCAUGAGACAGAGAAUUCCAAAAGGAAAUACUUCUAACUCAAGGGUUGUGGAAUUAUUUAUUAUUUAUACUGAAUUCAUCUUUCAAAUGAUUUUCAUAAGAAUCCAUUGGAAUGUCCAUUAUCUUCAAGGAUUGGUAUAGCAUCAGCUUUUCCACUGUUGUUUCAGAUAACUUUCCAAGCUGCCAGUAUGUAUUUUUUGUUUUUGAAAUUCCAUUCUAAUACUGUCUUGUGGUAUUAAAAUGCGUGACUUAACAAGGUCCCGUAUGUACUUUAUCAGCUUUCACAUUUAAAACCAAAAACCAAACCCAUUGCCAUCAAGUCAGUCCCGACUCAUAGCGGCCCUAUAGGACAGGGUAGAACUGCCCCAUAGAGCUUCCAAGGAGUGCCUGGUGGAUUCAAACUGCUGACCUUUUAGUUAGCAGCCGUAGCAUUAACCACUACGCCAUCAAGGUUUACAUUUAAAACAACAUUCAAAACUGCUUCUCUCUAAGCUAUCUGAAUUCUGAGAAGAGAACAAGUUUUUUGCUUCAGAAAUUCUGUUUAUACUGAAAGUUUUAAAGUAGAGAUGACAAACAAAAAAUACUUAUAGGGGCCACUGAGGAGUAAAUGAAAGGAGCAGGAUGGGAGCUGUGGUAAACUUUAGAGCACUUAUACUCUGCCCUGCUUAAACAAAGCAACUCUUAGUCAGCUCUGGCUGUCUGUGGCCAUGAGGGAACAUGGACCAUGGUGCCAAAUCUUCAGAAUUUUCAAAAAAUGUCAUACGUUUGGCAGUUAAGUCUGAACACUGUAAGUCAUCUAAAACAAAUCUGUGACCAGGAUCCAUCCCAGACUAUUAGUUAACAAACAACUUUAAUGGGAUAUUUAAUUUUAAUGAAAUCUUUUUUUUUCUUCGUUGCGUUUUACAUAUAGUCGACAGAGGUACGUUCUUGGAGACACAGCAAUGCAGAAGAUGGCCAAGUCCCAUGUUUUCUUAAGUGGUAUGGGUGGUCUUGGUUUGGAAAUUGCAAAGAAUAUAGUUCUUGCAGGGAUUAAGGCACUUACAAUUCAUGAUACAGAAAAUUGCCAACCAUGGGAUCUAGGAACCAACUUCUUUAUCUGUGAAGAUGAUGUUGCUAAUAUGAGAAACAGGUGAAAAUGAGACAUUUUGGUGGAUUAUCAGCUGAAGCUGUACUUCAACAUAUUGCAGAACUAAAUCCAUAUGUUCAUGUCACAUCAUCUUCUCUUCCUUUAAAUGAAACCACAGAUCUCUCUUUCUUAGAUGAAUACCAGUGUGUAGUAUUGACUGAGAUCAGACUUCCACUGCAGAAGAAGAUUAAUGACUUUUGCCGUUCUCAGUGCCCUCCAAUUAAGUUCAUCAGUGCAGAUGUACAUGGAAUUUGGUCACGGUUGUUUUGUGAUUUCGGUGAUGAAUUUGAAGUUUUAGAUACAACAGGAGAAGAACCAAAAGAAAUUUUUAUUUCAAGCAUAACGCAAGCUAAUCCUGGCAUUGUCACUUGCCUUGAAAAUCAUCCUCACAAACUUGAGACAGGACAGUUCGUAACAUUUCGAGAAAUUAAUGGAAUGACGGGGUUAAAUGGAUCUACACAACAAAUAACUGUGGUGUCACCAUUUUCUUUUAGCAUUCGUGAUACUACAGAACUGGAACCAUAUUUACAUGGAGGCAUAGCUGUCCAAGUUAAGACUCCUAAAAUAUUUUACUUCGAAUCACUAGAGAAGCAGAUAAAACAUGCAAAGUGCCUUAUUGCGGAUUUUAGCAAACCUGAGGCGCCAUUACAGAUUCACACAGCUAUGCUUGCCUUGGACCAGUUUCGGGAGAACUAUAGUCGCAAGCCAAAUGUUGGAUGCCAACAAGAUUCAGAAGAACUGUUGAAACUAGCAACAUCUAUAAGUGAAACCUUGGAAGAGAAGCCUGAAGUAAAUGCUGACAUUGUGAAUUGGCUCUCUUGGACUGCUCAAGGCUUUUUAGCCCCACUUGCUGCAGCAGUAGGAGGUGUUGCCAGCCAAGAAGUGUUGAAAGCUGUGACAGGAAAGUUUUCUCCUUUGUGCCAGUGGUUAUAUAUCGAAGCAACAGAUAUUGUCGAAUCACUAGGCAAACCUGAAUGUGAAGAAUUUCUCCCAAGAGGGGAUAGGUAUGAUGCCUUACGAGCCUGCAUUGGAGACUCUUUAUGUAAGACGCUACAAAAUUUGAAUAUCUUUUUAGUAGGAUGUGGAGCCAUAGGCUGUGAAAUGCUAAAAAACCUUGCUUUACUUGGUGUUGGCACAGGCAAAGAGAAGGGAAUGGUUACAAUUACAGAUCCUGACUUGAUAGAAAAAUCCAACUUGAAUAGACAGUUCUUGUUUCGUCCCCAUCACAUACAGAAACCUAAAAGCUAUACUGCUGCUGAUGCAACCCUGAAAAUAAAUCCUCAAUUAAAGAUAGAUGCACACCUGAAUAAAGUAUGCCCAGCCACUGAGACCAUUUACAAUGAUGCGUUCUAUACUAAACAAGAUAUAAUUAUUACAGCAUUAGAUAAUGUGGAAGCCAGAAGAUAUGUAGACAGUCGUUGUUUAGCAAAUCUACGACCUCUGUUAGACUCUGGAACAAUGGGCACUAAGGGACACACUGAAGUUAUUGUGCCUCAUUUGACUGAAUCCUAUAAUAGUCAUCGGGAUCCCCCAGAAGAGGAAAUACCAUUUUGUACUCUAAAGUCCUUUCCAGCUAUUAUCGAACAUACUAUACAGUGGGCAAGAGAUAAGUUUGAAAGUUCCUUUUCUCACAAGCCUUCAUUGUUCAACAAAUUUUGGCAAACCUAUCAUUCUGCAGAAGAAGUCUUACAGAAGAUACAAACUGGACACAGUUUAGAAGGCUGUUUUCAAGUUACUAAGUUACUUAGCAGAAGACCUAGAAAUUGGUCCCAGUGUGUAGAAUUAGCAAGAUUAAAAUUUGAAAAAUAUUUUAACCAUAAGGCUCUACAACUUCUUCACUGUUUCCCUCUGGACACACGAUUAAAAGAUGGCAGUUUGUUUUGGCAAUCACCAAAGAGGCCACCCUCACCAAUAAAAUUUGACUUAAAUGAACCUUUGCACUUAAGUUUCAUUCAGAAUGCUGCAAAACUAUAUGCUAUGGUAUAUUGCAUUCCAUUUACAGAAAAGGACUUGUCAGCAGAUGCCCUCUUGGAUAUUCUUUCUGAUGUAAAGAUUCAGGAAUUCAAACCUUCCAACAAGGUUGUUCAAACAGAUGAGACUGCAAGAAAACCGGACCAUGUUCCUAUUAGCGGUGAAGAUGAGAGGAAUGCUAUUUUCCAACUAGAAAAGGCUAUUUCAUCUAAUGAAGCUACCAAAAGUGACCUUCAGAUGGCAGUACUUUCAUUUGAAAAAGAUGAUGAUCGUAAUGGGCACAUAGAUUUCAUCACAGCUGUGUCCAAUCUUCGCGCGAAGAUGUAUGGCAUUGAACCAGCUAACCGUUUCAAAACAAAGCGAAUAGCUGGUAAAAUUAUACCUGCUAUAGCAACAUCUACUGCUGCAGUGUCUGGCUUGGUUGCAUUGGAGAUGCUCAAAGUAGCUGGUGGCUGUCCAUUUGAAGCUUAUAAAAAUUGUUUCCUUAACUUAGCCAUUCCAAUUAUAGUGUUUACAGAGACAUCUGAAGUAAGAAAAACUGAAAUCAGAAAUGGAAUAUCGUUUACAAUUUGGGACAGAUGGACUGUACAUGGAAAAGAAGAUUUUACCCUCUUGGAUUUCAUAAAUGCAGUCAAAGAAAAGUAUGGAAUUGAGCCAGCGAUGGUGGUACAGGGAGUCAAGAUGCUUUAUGUUCCUAUAAUGCCUGGUCAUGCUAAAAGGUUGAAGUUAACAAUGCAUAAACUUGUGAAACCUUCUACUGAAAAGAAAUAUGUGGAUCUUACUGUGUCAUUUGCCCCAGACACUGAUGGAGAUGAAGAUUUGCCUGGACCUCCAGUAAGAUACUACUUCAGUCAUGACACUGAUUAACAGAAGUUUUCUAAAGUUACUCCAGUACUACUUGCUUUUUGGAAGGAGUACACUUGAUUUAGAAUCUAAAAAUAUCAGCUCAUAAUACUAUGGAUUUCUCCUUGAAGAAGCCUUAUUAAUUUAAAGGAAACACCAGUAGGAAACUACAUUGAAGAAUUGUAAAACAGUUUGGAGUAUGGUGUAUACUUGUCUAGUGCUUCAUACAUGGAUAUGAUCACAAGCAAGUUUGAACUGGAAUGCCGUUUCAUAAUGCUUACAAGAAAUGUGUCUAUUAACCUCUCUGGAUAAAAAGAAGGAAAAAAUAUUUAUCCAUGACCAGAAGAGAUAAAGAGCAAGAAAUUGAAAGUAAUACAGCUAUCCAAACAGUCUAAUCCUAUUUUGUGAAUUCUUUUCAUUUAGUAUUUGUGACCCAUUUUUCUAUACAAAUAGUGUUUGGCACCCUGUACUUCUGAUAACUAGGUUUGAGAAUUUAACACCAGUGGAAAGGGGGAAUGGUAGCAGUGGAUGAAAAGUGGACAUUUUAAAUUGUGCAGUUAAAGUAUACUCUCUAUUACCUGUAUGGAGCCCUGGUGGUGUAGUGAUUAAGAGCUCAGCUGCUAACCAAAAAGUCAGCAGUUCAAAUCCACCAGCUGCUCCUUGGAAACCCUAUGGGGCAGUUCUGCUCUGUCCUACAGGGUCACUGUGAGCCAGAACCAACUCGAUGGCAGCUAAUAGCAACAACAACAAUUACCUGUUAGUUUAACCGGAAUUUGUUAUAUCACUGUUACCCAGAAAUCAGGCUUUUUGAUAAUAGUAUCAGUGUUGUAAGCCAUGAGCAGUAGGUAAGAUGACAUACGUUAACUUUUGACUGAAUGUUAACAGUAUUGUGUGGACUCUUGACAACCCUUGUAAAGAAUCCAUGAAUGUGAACAGAUAAAUGUGGCUAAUAAUUUGAUUCUUCAGUAUGCCUUCUAAUAUGGCUACUUUAUUUAUUUGAAACUCUAAACCUGAUCGCCAUAGUAUAUAAAACAAAGAUUUUGUAAAGGGAGCGUCCUUAGAAAUAGAUGAAAACAAGAAAUUAAAAAGUCUUCACUAUUGAAUCUUUUUUUUCUUCCAGCAGUCAAAUGAACAGAAAAAAAUUAAUAUUCAUUUUUAUUUUAAAGAGAAGCUUAUUAUUUUAUUCUCCGUUUCCAAAAAGGAGGAUGCUGACUAAAAUAGAAAUUUUUUUAAGUCUUUAUUGAUAGAAACUUUGUUUUCUGAUAUAAACUAUUGCAGAAGUGCUUUCAUUAAAAUGAUAUAAAGUGCAUUUACGAAUGUAAACUCAGUGAGAACAGCAAGUGAUUUAUUUCUAAGGCUGUCAUACAUUCUAAAACAACUGGCAUUUUAUAACUAUAGAGAGUCAUUUCCCUCUCGCUGCUUUUCUUGAUUCAGGCCAUUAAUAGGUACUAUGAUAAAUUAAAAACUAGAUUGAUGUCAGUAUUAUUCCAAUUCUGUCUCUUUUUACACUCUGUAUUUACUUUCUUCUUAUUUCGUGUACAAAUAGUUUGUCAGCCAGCUGGAUUGUUUCAUUAUUCUGUAAAAGUAUCAUUAAAACUACCACUUGGGAAAAUAUAUUCGCGGGUCAUGGGUGAAUUCGUAUGAUUAAAAGAUAAUGUGUACAUUGAGGGGUGGGGAGAAGUAGACAUGAAUUUAAAGGAAAUGGCUACCUUGAAAUAAGCCAUUAAUUUUCGUUCACCAUGUCUUACCCUCUCCCAUCAUACAUAUCACAACUGUAAUGCUUAAAAUUAAUGUUAGUUAAAAUUGAAGCCAGGAAAAUCAAAGCUUUGUGACUUGGAACUUGACUGGCUAGAAACAAUAAACAAACUUUUGUAUAAGAAGCCUUUUUCCCCCUUUCACUUUGUUUGCUCUAUGAGAGUAACUGAUAUUUUCCAGGAAACCAUUCAUCAGUCCUUAUAGGUGAUCGGAUAGCUUGCUUAUAUUUGAUCUAAGUCUCCAGAUCUCUUCAAAAGUAAGUUUAGAACCAUGCCAUCAAUUCAUAUUUAUAGACGUCAGAGCUUUACCGAAUAUAAACAAAAUCAACAAGCAUUAAGUUCAUUUUGUGAUUAAAACCAGCAGCCAUUUUUGUCAUUGCUUUUUUUUUCCUGUAGGUAAGGGAUAUUUCCAUCAUUUCUUCUGUUUAGUGCUACUGAUCCGGAAAGCCAGGGUAAAGUUAAUGAUAGUUUUUUUCAUUGUCUGUUUUGUUUAUUUCUGUACUGUGAAAUCACUGUUGGUGGUUAAAAUACCAGAUCCAAAAUUUAAUUAUUUGAUUUUGUACAGUACCACUGAGUAAUUUUUUACUUACUAAAAAUAAAUUAAGAAAAUUGACAGUAUCUUUGUAAAUGAUGUCACAUAGUUGACUCUAGAGAUUCUGAUUCUGCUGUUCAUUUUGUGAGUAGUGUUUUGGUGUUCCCUAAUUUUGAAGUUUUGCAGUUGAGGAGAUACAGCAGUCACUAGGUAUGGAGAGACGUUACUUCACGGUACUUUUGGCCUCCUAGAAACCCUGUUAAAACAGAUAGGAGGAAAUGGUGGUGACCAUGUAAAA
Messenger RNA from Trichechus manatus latirostris (Florida manatee), 10718 nucleotides. It is a transcript of the gene UBA6, whose product is annotated as ubiquitin like modifier activating enzyme 6. Gene Ontology annotation, biological process: DNA damage response; ubiquitin-dependent protein catabolic process; protein ubiquitination. The transcript is spliced from 31 exons. Gene Ontology annotation, cellular component: nucleus; cytoplasm. The record is from RefSeq and is a predicted model, not a curated record. Bases 5330 to 8158 code for a protein of 942 amino acids. Gene Ontology annotation, molecular function: ubiquitin activating enzyme activity; FAT10 activating enzyme activity. NCBI's taxonomy places the organism in Eukaryota, Metazoa, Chordata, Mammalia, Sirenia, Trichechidae.